Sodiomyces alkalinus F11 is the source of this 366-nucleotide messenger RNA. RefSeq lists its product as hypothetical. The record is from RefSeq and is a predicted model, not a curated record. Bases 6 to 272 code for a protein of 88 amino acids. NCBI's taxonomy places the organism in Eukaryota, Fungi, Ascomycota, Sordariomycetes, Glomerellales, Plectosphaerellaceae. The transcript has 2 exons.
ACAAGAUGAGAUGUGACAGUAUUGGCUCAUGUUGCGUCAUCUGGAUCACUGUUGUCUCUGGCUUGCCGGCAGGAAAUCUGUUCCCUUUGGACCGGAUAAGCGGCAUGCUGCAGUUAGUGCAAAAGCCCUCCCCACGUUUGGGUCAGGAGUUCUUUUGCCCACUAUUUUCUUUGGAACACCGGGGCCCUCCGAGAAACUAUACCUGUACAAGUUUGUACUGGCAUCAGUUCAGAAGCGGAUUAUCUUUCCAUCUCACUAUCAUUCCGAUCUGACUAACUAUAGACCUUUUAAUUCUCGUGGAUAAUUCAUAUGCAGCACUUUCAGGAUUUAUAUAUAGCGUCGAAUAUAUAUCAGAUCUGUCACACC